Papaver somniferum (opium poppy) is the source of this 2972-nucleotide messenger RNA. Its product is annotated as probable lysophospholipase BODYGUARD 4. Lineage: Eukaryota; Viridiplantae; Streptophyta; Magnoliopsida; Ranunculales; Papaveraceae. The transcript is spliced from 7 exons. The record is from RefSeq and is a predicted model, not a curated record. Bases 962 to 2287 code for a protein of 441 amino acids.
AAACAAAUGGAGAAGCGAGAGUGAGAAAUUUAGGUGGAGAAAUUGUGUAUAUGACAGAUUAAUAGAAGAAGGCGAAGGAUUGAUAAGAAGAGGUAAAAUCAGUUUGGUAGUCACGUUUUAAGCAGUUCAGCUCGAGGGUUUCAGUGGUUGUGUCUUGUAUGUGUUGAGUAAGAUGGCAUGGAUACUUGAUGAAGUCAAGCAUAUUGCAUGGGUUGUGUGAGGAAAAGGGUACAGGUUUGUAAGUUAUGAAGUUGGAUUUGGGGUUCAAGUAAAUAUAUCCAGGAAUACCACCAGGUUUAACUUCUUAUAUCAACCAGUUGACUUGCUUAUUGAUAUAGAAGGUGGUGAGAUAACUCUAGUUUAACUUCUUAUAUCAACCAGCUGCUAGAUAACAUGAGAUAAUGUGUGGAAAGUCUGGAAAGUCCAAACAGCAGAUGUCAGAUCGCCAAUACUAAACCGCCAGUGUAAUUCAGAUAGCUUUGUCAAGCUGCUACUGUGCCAUGUACCGUCCCUAGUCUGCAGUUUUAUUCAAGGCUCAAGCUGCUACUGCGGCAUUUACUGUCCCGUGUCCGCAUAUUUUUCUGCGAUAAUUAGUUAUAAAUACUGGAUGAGAGGGUAACUCUGAUCGUUUUCUUAAUCUUAGAAGGAUAUGUUUGUCUGAGUUUGCCAUACACCGAGUAGCCUGAGCAGGUGUUAGGUGCAUCUUUUACCCAAUAACAUUUAGAAUCCAUCUAUUGAGAAACCAUGAUUUGUUCUUACAGAUACAGGCACCCAAACAAUUUUGGAAGGGCCACCGCUAUUACUUGUGAAUAUUAAAACGUUUUAUUGGAUAAGAAAGGUGCUUGACGUGGCAUAACGGUUAUCACUAUUUCCACUUGUGUUCAAGAAUCAAGACUCAAGAGCUCUAUAAAAACAAAGACUUAUUACAGGCCAAAACAAACCAAUCACCUUCUUCUGAAAGAUGUUGAAGACUCCGUCUCCAUUUGUAGUACCUAUAAAAUUGCCUAGAAUAUUUUCCAAAACCCUAGUCUCAGCAAUCAGUUACAUUGUGUUUGCAUUCCUUGAUUUAUUAGACAUUGUGUUAUGCUUGUUUUAUAGAUUUAUUGAUGGUGUUAAAGAAGGAAGCACACACCUCUGUUACUGUAAGAACAGGGGUACACAGAGAAAGUAUGUUAAUGGUGAGAAUGAAGAAUAUACUGAACUCUCAGAGACUUUUUACGAAAGAAAAAACAUUUUUAGAGAUAUGGGUUUUUUUAAAUUGACAAAAGAGAAUGAGGAGGGUUUAAUCAAGAAAGAGGGGUCUGUAAUGGUGAAAAAUAGAUGGUCUGAUUGUAAGUGUGAAUCUUGUCUUUCAUGGCAGAAAUUUGAAGAUCAGAAUCUUCAUGUCGCUGUUAAACAACCAUCACCAAUAGAAAAUUUGGAGUCAGCUGAAAAUGUGAUACUUUUACAUGGGUUUCUAUCUUCUUCAUACCUUUGGACAGAAAAUGUGUUCCUUAAUCUCUCAAAAAAUGGAAAUCAGAAUUGCAGGUUGUUCGCAGUGGAUCUCUUAGGGUUCGGAAAGAGUCCCAAACCAAGUGACUGUUUUUAUACAAUUAACGAUCACUUAGAAAUGGUUGAGAAAUCUGUGAUCGAUCAGUUUCAAUUGGAUUCGUUCCAUUUAGUUGCUCACUCUAUGGGAUGUAUAAUUGCAUUGGGCAUAGCUGCUAAGUACCAAAAAUCAGUGAAAUCAAUAACCUUGAUUGCUCCUCCUUACUUUCCUUCAUCAACAGAGCAAGCAAGUUUAAAUGCACUCAAUAGACUAGCUGAGAGGAAAAUAUGGCCACCGCUAUUGUUUGGCUCUUCAGUUAUGUCCUGGUAUGAACAUGUAGGGAGAAGCAUUUGUUUCAUUAUUUGCAGAAAUCAUAGAACAUGGGAAUGGCUUCUCAAGCUAGUCACUAGAAAAAGGGAGCUUUCAUUCCUGUUCAUGGACUUGACUAGGCACACGCAUCAUUCAGCCUGGCAUACCAUGCAUAAUGUAAUAUGUGGAGGAGCAAAAUUAAUAGACAGGUAUCUUGAGGCUGUGACUUCGUCAGAACUCAUGCUAACAGUUAUCCAAGGUGAUAAAGAUGAAGUAGUUCCUUCAGAGUGCAUUCACAAUAUAAAGUUGAAGGUGCCUUCUGCAGAGAUUAGGAUAAUCCCUAAUGCUAAUCACAAUUCUCCAAUUCUCGAUAGGAAAGAGGAUAUUUGUAAGGAUUUAGAACACAUUUGGUUUUCUUCUGCGGAGAAGUACGAGCAGAAGAUUUUGUAGUCACGGAUUUAGAUCAACAGUCAAAGAGGCUACGACGAUGAAAAUCAACUAAUAGUUUUGUUCAUUCUCAUUGGUUGGGGUGGUUCCUAAGUUUAUCAUCUUCAUUUGUGGACUGAUUGAACUCACUUCGAGUUAAGUUGAGCACUCAUUUGGCUGAUGAACAUAGUUCCGCAGAAAUUUGGGCACAUGAUACAUCUCUAUUUAACUUUUGGUUUUUUCUACACACGGAGGAUUUCCCCAUGUGCCAUAUAUUUGUAUUUAUUUUCGGCGUGGAGAAGUUGCAAUUUUCGGCGUGGAGAAGUUGCAAUAUUCAAUACAUUGCGGCAUUGCGGCAUUUCCGUUUACAAGGCAUAAAAUGCAAACUUUGAUUUUGUAGUGAGACCUUAACAAGCUGUCAGAUCAACAACAGCCCGUCUAGCUCAGUUGGUAGAGCGCAAGGCUCUUAACCUUGUGGUCGUGGGUUCGAGCCCCACGGUGGGCGUUUUUUUUUUUUUUUUUUUUUUUUUUUUUUUUCCUUUGGAUCUUUUCAGUUUGCAGUUCAGUAGAAUCUGCAGUUCCUCUCCUUCCUAUGUCCACCAUAUUGGAAUGGUAGGAGACUCCAGAACUGUUUGAUGAGUCUUGUACUCUUCUUUCUCGACAUAGCCAGAAAAUAAGGCUAUCUAGAAAAUGAUGCCAUAAUUUCAUA